CGGACGUGUUUUGGUGUAACACACAACAUUCAGCGUUCCCCUCCCGACACGUGUAUGUUUAAUCGUAAUUUACCUGCUCAUGUUAAGACUCAGCGUGUUUUUUCCAGGUUGUAGAGUGCAGAUCCCUUUGAGAUCCUUCUAGCUGCUUCUGAAUCAUGAGUGGCUCCAAGCCGGACAUCCUGUGGUCUCCGCACCACCCGGACCGCUAUGUCAUCUGUGACUCUGAACUGGGACUGUACCGUAUUGGACCUGUGGGCAGUGCAGAAACUAAGGCUGGCACUCUCCCCCUCUCUGAAGAAACUGCUGCUACUUUAUUAGCCAUUAACUCUGACACCCCUUAUAUGAAAUGUGUGGCCUGGUACCCAAAGCAUGAGCCUGAGUGUUUGCUCGCUGUGGGUCAAGCUAAUGGCAGAGUGGUGCUCACCAGCCUGGGUCAGAGCCACAACUCCACAUGUAAAGAGCUGGUGGGCAAAGAGUUUGUGCCAAAGCACGCCCGUCAAUGCAACACUUUAGCCUGGAACCCAGUGGACAGCAACUUGCUGGCAGCUGGACUGGACAAGCACAGGGCAGACUUCUCUGUCCUCAUUUGGGACAUUAGCAGUAAGUUUUCCCCAGAGGCCAGUGUAGCCGUAGAGAAGAUUCGUCUCUCAUCUGUGGAUUUGGACUCGAGCACAGUAGUGACCAAACCAUUGUACGAGUUAGGCCAGAACGAUGCUUGCUUGUCCCUCUGCUGGCUGCUUCGUGACCCAAAGCUGCUGUUGGCUGGCAUGCACAGGAACCUCGCAAUAUUUGACCUGAGAAACACGAGCCAGAAAACGUUUGUCAACACGAAGGCCAUCCAGGGGGUGACAGUCGACCCACACUUCCAUGACCGUGUGGCAUCGUUCUUUGAGGGCCAGGUGGCCAUCUGGGAUCUGAGGAAGUUUGAGAAGCCUGUGCUCACGCUCACUGAGCAGCCCAAGCCGCUCACUAAGGUGGCAUGGUGUCCAACCCGUACCGGCCUGCUGGCCACCCUGACACGUGACAGCAACAUCAUCCGCCUGUACGACAUGCAACACACUCCUACACCCAUCGGCGAUGAGACGGAGCCCACCAUCAUCGAACGAAGUGUGCAGCCCUGUGAAAGUCAGAUUGGCAGCUUCGCCUGGCACCCGUCCUCUCAGAACCGCAUGGUGGUGGUUUCCGCAGCCAACCGAGUCAUGACUGACUUCACCGUGUUCGAGCGCAUCUCACUGGCCUGGAGCUCCACCACCUCACUCAUGUGGGCGUGCGGCAGACACCUGUACGACUGUGUCGAGGAUGGGGCCGAAGGAGUGGAGAGCGUGAUUGAGAAAGACAUCGCCACGAAGAUGAGGCAGAGGGCUCAGUCCAGGUACGGGCACGAUACCGUCCAGGUGUGGAGGAACCACCUGCUGGCUGGAGGGAACGAUCCCCAGCUCAAGUCUUUGUGGUAUGAUCUAUUCUAUAUGAAGCAGUGUGCAGAGGACAUGGAGCUGAAACUGCAGGGGAACAAACAGUCUGUGGUCUACUCUGGUAUCAAGAACAUUGUAAAGACCAGCUCAGGCACCACAGAGAGCCGCAGGUGUUGGAGCGGCUCAGACCGGCAGACGGAUGUACCGCGGUACCUCAGCGAGGAGCGCUGCCUCGCCCUGCGGCUCUGCGGCUGGAUCAGCCGGGGACCCGAAAUCGACGUGGAGAUCUUCUUGCGGUCACUGGAGCAAGAGCGCGAGUGGGAGCGGGCAGCCGCCGUGGCGCUGUUCAACCUGGACAUCCGCCGGGCCAUCCAGAUCCUCAACAAGGGAGCCACUGCUGAGAAGGGUGACCUGAACCUGAACGUUGUUGCCAUGGCUCUGUCAGGCUACACCGACGAGAAGUCCUCUCUGUGGAGGGAGAUGUGCAGCUCACUGAGGCUGCAGCUGAAGAACCCCUACCUUUGCGUCAUGUUUGCCUUCCUCACCAGUGAGCCUGGAGCCUAUGAUAGUGUGCUGUAUGAGAGCAGCGUUGCUGUGCGGGACCGAGUAGCCUUUGCCUGUAUGUUUCUCAGCGAUGCCCAGCUGCCUCGAUACAUCGACAAACUAACCAUUGAGAUGAAAGAGGCGGGCAACCUGGAGGGCAUCCUGCUGACGGGUCUGACUAAAGACGGUGUAGACCUCAUGGAGAGCUACGUGGACCGCACUGGAGAUGUCCAGACUGCCAGCUUCUGCAUGCUGAAGGGUUCCCCAGGUGACGUGUUGAAAGACCCUCGAGUCCAAUGCUGGAUCGAAAACUACCGCAACCUUUUGGACGCGUGGAGAUUCUGGCACAAACGGGCCGAGUUUGACAUCCACAGAAGCAAGCUGGACCCCAGCUCCAAACCACUGGCCCAGGUGUUUGUGAGCUGCAACUUCUGUGGGAAGUCUAUCUCCUACAGCUGCUCGGCGAUGCCUCACCAGGGCCGCGGCUUCAGCCAGUACGGUGUCAGCGGCUCGCCCACCAAGUCGAAAGUCACCAGUUGCCCCGGCUGCAGGAAACCGCUGCCACGUUGUGCCCUCUGCCUCAUGAACAUGGGCACACCUGUGUCUAACUGCCCAGGAACAGGGAAGUCAGAUGAGAAGGUGGACUUGACAAGGGAGAACAAACUUGCUCAGUUCAACAACUGGUUCACCUGGUGUCACAACUGUCGACAUGGCGGCCACGCCGGCCACAUUCUCAGCUGGUUCAGAGACCACACAGAGUGCCCAGUGUCGGCUUGCACGUGUAAAUGCAUGCAGCUGGACACCACGGGGAACCUGGUGCCUUCAGACAGCAGCUAAACAGGAGACGCCUGUCGGAAACUGAAGCCAAACACCAGCCCAGAGCCAACCAGUGUAGGUUCACCGCUGCACCCGCCACACCGACAACUGGGCAAGGGACAAAGGGUGCCAGCAGCGUCCUUCUCUGGAGUGGCUGCUCGAACAGAAAGACAGACUGUGAAGUUAUAGCCUAGUGAAUGUAACGUUGUAACAGAGCCCUAUAUGAAGAAGGGAGGCAGUGGCUGCUACUGAUCUCACUAACUGAAUCAAGACAGAAAGGGAGCAAAUGCAAACUCACUGCUCUGCUAAUGAAAAUCCCACUCAGGAGAAAUAAAAGAGACUCUGCUUUAUUAGAAUCACAAAUGUUCAGUGUAUGCAGGAAUUUGACUUGGUGAUACAGUGCAGUGAAACAAGACAGUUAAAAAGUUAAAUACAAGAAUUAUAUACAGUGAAGAAUAAUAAAAUAUGCUGCAUUAUGCUAAAUAUACUGCUUGGUAUUGUAUAUAUCUAAGUUAAGAAUAAUAAAUAUGCUGCAUUAUGCUACAUUUGCACAUAUUGCACAGUCCUGGCAGGACGGUUCAGUCCAUAGUAGGGGGUUAUAUCGUCCCAUACACUCUGUCUAUGGAAGUGCAUGUACCGGGGGCAUUAGUAUCGAUGUGUGGUGGGCAAUUGGGCAAUGAAGGAUGGGUUGUUGAGGAGGAGAGUGAUGGCGUUAGGUAAAAACUGCUCAGGUGUCUGAUGGUCCUGGUGCUGAUGGAGCCGAACAUGUUGCCCGAUGGAGGCUUUCUGAAGGUGAAUGAGUGACAGGUCCACCACUCUGCAGUCACGUAGCUGUUAGCAUGAUGCUUUCCAGUCUUUGUUUGGUGUGGGCAGAGGAUGCAUGGUCUGACACAUUGGAGGAGGAGGUGAGGACACUCGAUGGGGGCUCUGUAGAACUAGGUGCGAACCUUCGUGGAGAUGUUCAUCUUCUGGAGAGGUCUGAGAAAGAACAUCCUCUGGUGAGCUCACCUGAUGACAUGGGAUGAAGAUGUCUCACACUUCUGCUCGCUGGUGAUGGUGGUACCAAGAAAUUUACUCCACCACAGUGGUAAAGGUAAUGACUAAUGUGAAUGUGUUUCUGGAAGUGCACGACAAUCUUCACCAUUUUGUUCUCUUGUUAUCUGUACAACAUGCUGCCAGCUGUGUCACACACUGUUCCUGUAGGCUGGCUCAUCACUGUCCUUGAUGGUGUCAACAAACUUCACCGGCUUGAUGGAGGGGUGUCAUUGGUGCUCAGGGAGAACAGAUAUAUGGGCCGAGGACACACCCUUGUGGAGCUCUGGUAUUGGUGGUGAGGGAGACAGACAGGUGGCUGCCAAGCCGCACCUGUUGCUUCCUGUUGGUUAUGACGGAUCAGCCUCUUCCAGUCUAACCUGAAUCAGCCUUGUGGUUCGAUUGUGAGCUAUAAAAAAAAAAUCAUACGUUCACUCACACGUCAGGCCGUAAAGCUGUGAUUACAGGUGCCAGUAUGUCUGAGCUGUAUAUCGUGGCUCGUGUUUUAAUACGCUUUUAACGUCUGUGUUUGUCUUAAGGAUCCUCACACACCUCAUGAAAGCGUUGUUCGGGCUGAAGGACGGUACCCCGGGUGACCGAGCGGAGGCUUGCGCACAAUAACAACACUCUCUUGCUCCCUUCACG
This is a messenger RNA of Chelmon rostratus (copperband butterflyfish), 4448 nucleotides long. It is a transcript of the gene mios, whose product is annotated as missing oocyte, meiosis regulator, homolog (Drosophila). Bases 156 to 2792 code for a protein of 878 amino acids. Gene Ontology annotation, biological process: cellular response to amino acid starvation; positive regulation of TORC1 signaling. Gene Ontology annotation, cellular component: cytoplasm. The record is from RefSeq and is a predicted model, not a curated record. The transcript is spliced from 12 exons. Gene Ontology annotation, molecular function: protein binding. Lineage: Eukaryota; Metazoa; Chordata; Actinopteri; Chaetodontiformes; Chaetodontidae.